Molecule: messenger RNA, 1511 nt
Organism: Gossypium raimondii (Peruvian cotton)
Lineage: Eukaryota; Viridiplantae; Streptophyta; Magnoliopsida; Malvales; Malvaceae
Product: alkaline ceramidase
Exons: 3
Coding region: 541-1308 (255 amino acids)
Biological process (GO): autophagy; response to salt stress; ceramide metabolic process
Cellular component (GO): membrane
Molecular function (GO): hydrolase activity, acting on carbon-nitrogen (but not peptide) bonds, in linear amides
Source: RefSeq, a predicted model, not a curated record
UCUUGAAAAGUGAUUUUGUGCCUCUGGUCCUUCAGUUGACGGCUAUAUUAAUGGCUAUGUAAUGCAAUUGUUUCACUUACUAUAGGUGUUGUAGUGCGUCUUGUUUAAAUAUGUUCCUUUUAUUACUUAAAAAAUAUUUAUACCAUCAAUCAAUCAAAUAAAAUCAGCGGCGAUUCGAUCUUUAGUUCCGAAAAUCUCAGCCGUCAAACAUCUUAAUCCAACGUCUACAAAAAUGCCUUCCUCCUUUCCCUAAAUAUUCCACUCUACGCGGCCCUCGCUUCCUUCCACCCCCAGUUUCCGUUUCACCCUUUUUUCUUUCUAUUAUUUUUCUCUCCGAUAACCCAAAAAUUAAAAAAAGGAAAGAAAAAGAAGCCCCAACAUAUUUAAAAAGAAAGAAACUGCGAAAAGAGAUGUCUAUAAAUUGGUUUCGUAUGCAACGUCAGAUCUGAUUUGCUUUAAAAGCAUCUAUGGCAUUUAUGAAAUUAUAGCAAAAGGUGUCUCAGUUGAAGAAUUAUACACCUUUGGCGUGUUCAGUUUAGAAUGGAAGGUGGAUUGUCUAGCUUCUGGGGUCCUGUCACAGCUGCUGAGUGGUGUGAGAAAAACUAUGUUUACUCAUCUUACAUUGCAGAGUUUUUCAACACAAUAUCCAAUGUCCCAUGUAUUCUUUUGGCACUCAUUGGCCUUAUAAAUGCGUUAAGACAACGAUUUGAGAAGAGAUUUAGUGUCCUUCACGUAUCUAACAUGAUACUUGCCAUUGGAAGCAUGCUAUACCAUGCCACACUGCAACAAUGUAAGCAACAGCAAGGUGAUGAAACACCGAUGGUAUGGGAAAUGCUUCUAUACUUUUACAUCCUCUACUCACCAGAUUGGCACUAUCGAAGCACAAUGCCUACUUUCCUGUUCCUUUAUGGAGUUGGAUUUGCAAUGGCUCAUGCUCUCUUACGCUUUGGAAUUGGCUUCAAGGUGCAUUAUGUCAUUCUCUGCCUUCUCUGCAUCCCUCGCAUGUACAAAUACUACAUCUACACUGAAGAUGCCUCUGCAAAGCGACUAGCAAAGUUAUAUGUAGCAACAUUAUUCCUGGGGAGCAUUUGUUGGCUUGCUGACAGGUUGUUCUGCAAGGAGAUAUCUGGUUGGUACUUCAACCCUCAGGGUCAUGCGCUUUGGCAUGUCUUGAUGGGCUUCAAUUCUUAUUUCGCCAACACAUUUCUGAUGUUUUGUCGUGCUCAGCGGCGAGAAUGGGACCCAAAAGUUGUUCACUUCUUGGGAUUUUUCCCUUACGUUAAGAUUCAAAAACCCAAGAGCCAGUAAAAAAUUUGCUCCCUAGUGAUUUUGGCAAGCUGGUAGCAGGCAUAGGAAUCACAAUUCAUUUUUUCCCUUUUUGUGUCUUUAAGAAAAGGAUGUAAAUGAUAAUUGAAUGUUGAUAGUAUUGUUGGGACUUCAUUUUCACAGUAAUGCUAGUCUUUUCCGGGAGAAAAAAAAAAGAAUGGAAAGUAGUCUGUCCCAUAAUUUUA